This is a messenger RNA of Gastrolobium bilobum, 1220 nucleotides long. Its product is annotated as NADPH HC-toxin reductase 1-like. Lineage: Eukaryota; Viridiplantae; Streptophyta; Magnoliopsida; Fabales; Fabaceae. Bases 103 to 1104 code for a protein of 333 amino acids. The record is from RefSeq and is a predicted model, not a curated record. The transcript has 5 exons. Gene Ontology annotation, molecular function: oxidoreductase activity, acting on the CH-OH group of donors, NAD or NADP as acceptor.
CAGAAAAGAUGAGGUUUUAAGGACUUCUAGAUAUUAAUGCUGAGAGAAGAUGAGCUUUUAUGACAAUCACCACAGAGACACAUAAAAGAGGGGAGAUUGGAGAUGGAGCGGAGGUGCAAAGUAUGCGUCACCGGCGGUGGUAGUUAUAUUGGCUCUUUCCUCGUCAAGAAGCUUCUGGAAAAGGGCUACGCUGUCCAUUCAACGCUUAGAAACCUGAAGGACGAGUCCAAGACAGGGCUUCUGAAAGGCUUUGCUCAAGAAAAUGCUAGUUUGGUGUUAUAUGAAGCAGACAUAUACAAGCCAUAUGAGUAUGAGCCUGCAAUUCAAGGCUGUGAGUUUGUCUUUCACGUUGCUACUCCUUACGAACAUCAAAGCGAGUCUCAGUUUAAGAACAUGAGUGAAGCAGCAAUAGCUGGAGUAAAAAGCAUUGCAACAUAUUGUAUUAAAUCAGGAACAGUGCGACGACUGAUUUACACUUCCUCCGUGGUUGCUUCUUCUCCGCUUAAAGAUGAUGGGACUGGCUUUAAAGAUUUCAUUGAUGAAACUUGUUGGACGCCUCUCAACCUUUCAUUUGGCCCUCAUAAGAGCUACACUGAUUCGAAGACACUGGCUGAGAAAGAGCUAUUGAGUUAUGGAAAUGGUAAAAAUGGCGAUGGACUGGAGGUGGUAAGUCUGGCUUGUGGCCUUGUGGGAGGGGAGACUCUUCUCAGUUACACUCCCUUGAGUGUUGCAGUGCUUAUCUCUCAGGUAAAAGACAAUGAAGCCACGUACAUGGCUUUGAAGUUCUUAGAAGAAUUGGAUGGAAAAAUUCCAAUAGUCCACGUUGAUGAUGUCUGUGAAGCCCAUAUCUUCUGCGCAGAGAAUCCAUCAAUAAAAGGCAGAUUCUUGGUUGCAAGCUCAUAUACAUCAUCUGCUGAUAUAGCAAAUUGCUAUUUCCAAACCUAUCCAGAAUUCCAUUUGAAGAAGAAGUAUCUGGAAGGGCCUGAAAGGGCAAUCAAGUGGGCCACGACAAAGCUUAUAGAUAAAGGCUUUGUCUACAAGUAUGACCUCAGGAUGAUAUUAGAUGAUUGUAUCAGAUGCGCAAGAAGGAUGAGCGAUCUCUAGUCUGUACUGAAAUAUAAAUUGUGUUAUAUUAAUUCUGAAAAUGCACCCAAUAAAUCACAAAUCAUUUAUUUAGGUGCUUUUCAUUUUGUUAAUAUGAACAUUGAAUUUCGUCCAAA